Opisthorchis viverrini is the source of this 2409-nucleotide messenger RNA. RefSeq lists its product as hypothetical. Gene Ontology annotation, cellular component: EKC/KEOPS complex; nucleus; cytosol. Gene Ontology annotation, molecular function: protein serine/threonine kinase activity; ATP binding. NCBI's taxonomy places the organism in Eukaryota, Metazoa, Platyhelminthes, Trematoda, Opisthorchiida, Opisthorchiidae. The record is from RefSeq and is a predicted model, not a curated record. The coding region runs from base 1 to 2409 and encodes 802 amino acids. Gene Ontology annotation, biological process: protein phosphorylation. The transcript is spliced from 12 exons.
AUGUGUGUUGUCUCGAAAACAUGCGUAGAAGACUCCACUUCGGUCAUGCACUUCAAGUCGCUUAAGACAGACCAAGAUGUUUCACGUUCCACUCUUCUGGUUCUUAGUGAUCCUGACGCAAUGACUCCUCACUGUACAAUGUCCCAUCGUAUUCCGCGCACACACCCACCGAUUCCUGUUGGCGGCUUGCAAUCUAAGGAGGAAGAAUAUCGGUUUGUCUUUGAACAAACAGCACAAGGUCUCAAUACGGACGACGUUAUGGAAGCUUGUGAUUUGUUGUCUGAUGAAAAUGAUGUACCACUGAGUGUAGCAGCUGUGUCGACUGUUGAUAGUCAGGGUGAAAUUGGUGGCUAUUGCGAUGACGACGUACUCCCACAACCGGCGGCCAAACUCAGCGUAAACUCCCAAAACCGCUACUUGAAGGCCAAAGUGCGUGCACUGCAGCAAGAAACGCACAAAGUUAUAGCUGAGUUGAACCUUUGUCGUGAUGACAAUUCGCAGCUGAAAAAGCGCGUACAAGAAUUAGAGGAUGAACGGAACCGGCUACAGCGUCUGACUACUACGCACUCGGCUCAAGUUGAAAAGGUGAAGAAAACUCUAACUGAGGCCCGAACACAGUGCGAUGUGCUAGAAGCGGAGCGAAAUUCGUUAAAGAAGGAGAACGAGACCACAAAACGUGCAACAACGCAGCAAGCUACUGAACUGAAGUCUGCCAACGUGCGGCUCCAACGGGCACUCGAUGAGACUGAAAAACUCCGACGCGAGUUGGAUCAUCUUCGCUCAUCUAACCGAGAAACGACCGAUUCCUUGAAACACACUGUAGAACAGUUAACCAUGGACAACCGUCGUCUAGAAAGACAAAAGAAUGAACUCAUAUCCGUGUUCAAGAAGCAGUUAAGGUUGAUUGAUGUCCUGAGACGUCAAAAGAUGCUAAUCGAAGCUUCCAAAUGCCUUCAGCUAACUGAAGAGGAAUUUCUCAAGUCUCUAGAUUGGCAGAGUUCCUCUGAAACGGAAUCAAAGCGAAAAAGAUAUUCACCAUGUGUUCCGGAACCGGGACUGGGGAGUGUGCCUGAGACAGUCACCAAUUGGACGACCGAUAACUUUUCGAGUUGCCCUAUCGUACUUCCCAAUGAAAGUACGGGGGAAAAGAAUGAGCAGCGAACCAAUGAUGACCUGAUAGAUACUUUAUGUUUGGAUUGGUACCAGAAUGCUUCCUCGUCCGGAUUAAGACUAUCUGAAAACAUUAUACUACAGGCAGCAGUUCGAAUAGCAGCUGAACACGGUUUGGAGAAUUUUCAAGCGUCACAAGAAUGGUUAGAUGAUUUUUUGAAUCGAAACCAAAUUUCAGUAAGGGGUUUCAGUGCCAUGAACUCUGGUCCUAACCUUUCAGCGAACGGUUCACUUGGGCGUCCAUCACAUCCACAUUUGUCACCUCCUCCAUCAGGAACCUUAGUAUAUCAGGGAGCAGAAGCCCGCUUGUACAGUACCACAUUGUAUACAUCCUCAAGUCCCCGCAAGUGUAUCGUUAAAGAACGUUUCGUGAAAACCUAUCGCCAUCCUACCCUGGACAGCAGUCUGUCUGCACAACGAAUCCGAGCCGAGGUACGUCUUCUGGUACACUGUCGUAAGCUGGGCCUGGAUGUGCCCGCUGUACUCCAGGUGGAUGUUCCCUCACGACGUAUUUGGCUUGGACUUAUCGGUCCUGAUGCGCUCACUUUGCAUGAUUGGUUCAAAAAGUUAGCUGCAGACUGUGUUGAAACACCAACAACUCCCGCUGGAGACUCCUUACCCAAUCUGAAACACUACGCCGGUGUUCGUCUGAAGCAAAUAACCUCCGCUUUGGGUCGGCUGUUAUCUCGGCUUCAUGCCAACCAUGUGGUGCACGGAGAUUUAACUCUGGCAAAUAUUCUUGUCCACAAGGCCACUAAGGAAGAACUUACUGGUUCUGCCGAACCGCGCCUCGCAAUCAUCGAUUUUGGACUGUCUAGUGCAGUAUCUCAUUCAGCCAUCCAACGUCUUCCCGAGGAAAAGGCGGUUGAUUUGUACGUUUUUGAGCGCGCUCUCAUCAACGCCAUCGAUAUGAACUUCUUGUCUACCGUUGGCAAAGACUUCCCACAAUUCAGCUCACCAGAGGAGCUUAUGACCGCUAUACUGGAUUCAUACCUCGAGCACUACGCAAGCCAAGCCACAUCUCUCCGGUAUGAAAGUAAUGAGAACGGCACGCGAUGUGGCGUUGAUUCCGAAGCGGUGCUACAAGCAGAAGGCAGAACGAACGUUCUUAAAUUGGGUGAGGUCCGCUUACGGGGCAGAAAGCGCUUGAUGAGUGGGUGGCAGAUAACUCUUAUGGAACCGUCGAAGGUGCGUUGUAGACGCUGGAUACCACCAUUUGUGUGCACUCCACAGUUCUGA